Messenger RNA from Drosophila subpulchrella, 8092 nucleotides. RefSeq names its product cubilin homolog. NCBI's taxonomy places the organism in Eukaryota, Metazoa, Arthropoda, Insecta, Diptera, Drosophilidae. The record is from RefSeq and is a predicted model, not a curated record. Gene Ontology annotation, molecular function: calcium ion binding.
AUGGAGCAGCAGGCCACUUGGAAGCAGGAGGCAGGCGGAACCGGUUUCGUGCUCUUUUCCCACCAACGUGCAAUUAUCUGCUUUUUGCAGCGCUUAGCUUUGGAGCCGCCCGUGGGGCACUCACGCAAUACGGUGGGCGUGGCACGGCACGUUAAGCUAAAUAGGCCAAAAAUCAUCAGUAAAGAUGGAAAUCUAAUUUUCGAAUCCGCGGCCGAUCGGAAUAUCAGUAUCCGACUAAGAGGAAGUUCGGGACUCACUAUCAACGACCAGAUUGAUGUGCUGACGCUUUUAUUAGCCAUUGAAGGCUCCCAAAAUUAUGAUUUUAACUCACCCGGGAAUUUCGAGGAUGUGCAAGAAAUGGCAGAUCAGUUGGAUGAUUUUAAAAGUCGUGCUUUCGGUCCAAACGGAUUACAAAUUCAGCUGCAACAGCUGCAGAUGAGAUCGUUAAAUAUAACGAUGGGUCAGUUCCGCUUGCAUUUCGAAAUCAGGGUCCUGGAGAACAGCAUGGUCGGGCUGCAGACGCGUGUGGAGGCAAACCAAUGUGCAAGUGGACCCUGUCAGAAUGGCGGCACGUGCACGAACACCUAUACUGGCUUUCACUGCGAAUGCCGUUCGGCCUUUGAGGGCAUCACGUGCAAGGUGGAUGUUAACGAGUGCGCCCUGUACCAGGGCACCGAUCUGGGUUGCCAGAAUGGAGCCCAGUGCAUCAACCAGUUUGGCUCCUUCAGCUGCCUGUGCCCAGCGGGCUGGCAUGGGAUGCAGUGCACCCAGCGAAAGGCGGACUGCUCACAGUCAAGUGCCUGGGAACUCUGUGGUCAUGGAUCCUGCGUCCAGAGCUCAGAUGACGCUGGUUAUCGGUGCCUCUGUGAUCCAGGUUGGAAGACCAAUGGUGUGACCCCCGUUUGCACUGUGGAUGUGGACGAGUGCAGCGGGUCAGCGGCCCACACGCCCUGCUCCACCAAGUGCAUCAAUCUUCCUGGCAGUUUCACCUGCGCCCCCUGUCCAGCCGGCUUGAGCGGGAAUGGAAUCAGCUGCCGGGAUGUGGACGAGUGCCAGACGAACAACGGUGGCUGCAGUCUGAAUCCGAAGGUGAACUGCAUAAACACCUACGGUUCGCAUCAGUGCGACGAGUGCCCUUUGGGGUGGACCGGCGACGGAAAGAAGUGCGAGCGGAAUCCUUCGGACAGCAGUGUACCGGGAGGAGCCCCCGGCAGCAGUUGCCCGAGGAGGGACAAUCCCUGCCAUCCGGCAGCUACGUGCCACCUGUUUUCCGGUACAGCAUCGUGCAGCUGUCCCAUGGGCCUGAUUGGAUCAGGAUUUGGACCGAGUGGCUGCAUCAACGGAACAACCUCUAAUUGCUUAGGUCGUACCUGCCUGAACGGUGGCCUUUGUCUGGACGCCGGACCCUUAAACUUCACCUGCCUGUGCCGCCAAGGGUUUCGUCCGCCGAUCUGCGAGCCGGAUACCAGUCCAUGCGAUCUAAAUCCGUGCCAGAAUGGAGGAAGCUGCAGUGUCGUGGGCGCCGAUAGCUUCGUGUGCCAAUGUCAGCCGGGUUACAUUGGUCACAUUUGCUCCGUGCAGUUCAGUAGUUGCAAUGGCAGGCUGAAAUCCCUUAGUGGCAGUUUGAUAUAUCCGCCGGAGGGUCAUCAGCUCGAGCACAAUUCGCAGUGCGUUUGGGUCAUCGGCACCAAUGAAUCGCUGGUGCUGAAUGUGACCUUCAACAGCUUCGACCUGGAGGACUCCACGGAAUGCCGCUUCGAUUGGCUGCAGAUCAACGAUGGCGGAUCGGCGGCUGACCAAGUACUCGGCCGAUUUUGUGGAAACCAACUGCCACGCGGUGGGAAUUUGGUGUCCUCCGGGAAUGAGUUGUUCCUUCGGUUCCGUUCCAACAACGCGACGGCCAAGAAGGGCUUUAAUCUCACGUGGAACUCGAUUCGUCCGCAGUGUGGCGGCAGGUUUGAUUUCGAUAGCCAGGGUACGCUCAGCUCUCCUGGAUCGCCGGGCAAUUACCCAAUGAACAUGGACUGCCAGUGGCAUUUGGUGGCACCCAUUAGCAAGCGCAUCAAGUUGACCUUCUUCCGUCUGCAGCUGGAGCAUCACGCCAAUUGCGACUUUGAUUAUGUGCAGAUCAAGGAUACCAUUUCUGGACGCGUGGUUGCCAAGUUCUGCAGCAGCGCGGAACCGACGCCGCUGCUUUUACUCACCCACCAGGCGGAUAUAAAUUUCCACUCCGAUGCGGAAGGCAGCGAUGCGGGCUUCCAGCUGCACUACUCCGUGGAGGAGUCUCUGCCCGGGUGUGGUCGCAUUUAUACGGACAAGGAGGGCACCAUCUCCAAAUCUCCCUCAGACGGGCCAGAAGAAGAAUUCGUUUCCUGUGAGUACGAGAUCCGUUUAUUUGCCGGCGAACAGAUAGCGCUUCAGUUUGUUCGCCUGGAGCUGGACGACGCCGACUGCUUAGAGCUUUUGGAUGUCACAAAUGAGGGCGUUAUUCACCUGCUGGAAAAGAUCUGUGGAUCAGAUAGGGCGAGCUCUAAUCCCCCUGAUUUCACCUCGCAGUCAAAUCGUCUGAAGAUCAAGUUUUAUGCCCGCUCAGGCAGCUUCGAACUCAACUAUCGGACUUCCUGCGACUUCACACUAGACGCUGCCGAGGGCAUCCUGACCUCACCCGGUUAUCCGAAUUUGGACAAUAGAGAUCAGGUGUGCACCUAUACGAUUAAAGCGGCCCCGAACACGGUUAUCACCGUGAAGCGGAUCGACUUCCAGCUGAAGAGCGUCGAGGACGACGACGAUAAUGUGAACUGCUUGACCACUAACUUGAAGGUAACCGACGCUCUGAACAGGCGGGUUCUGGGACCGUACUGUGGCAAUAAUCAACCGGCGGAAGACUUUGUCAGCCAGACCAACUACCUGCAGUUCCACUUGACCACGGACGCGGACAGUGCGGGACGUGGGUUCAAGUUGGAGUAUAUGGCGCUGCCAAACGGAAACGGCCAGUGCGGUGGAGUUCACACGAUUUCGGGGGAGUUUAUACGGAUGUCGAGAGCCGCGAUUACCAAUUAUGAUAGGAAAGAUCCUUGCUACUGGUUGAUACUGGUUCCAAGGAACAGGGCCAUCCGGCUGCACUGGAUUAGCUUCAGUCUGCACUCCUGCCACUUUACUUCUUUGGAGAUUUUCGACAACUGGGAUCUACUAUUGGGCCAUAAGAAGAACAAGCGCCUGUUUGAAUACUGCGAUAUGGACAUGCCAGAAGAUCUUAUAAUCCACACGCGCCAACUAGUCAUCAAGUUUACCGACAACGUUGGAUUCCAUUUACACGAUAUAAGCUUCGAAUUAUCCUACACCUUCGAGGAUCGUGAGCCGUGCGGUGGCCACUUACACGGAUCCAGCGGGAUGAUAAGUUCUCCGGGUUAUCCGAUGAACUAUUCCGACAGCUUGGACUGCGAUUGGCACUUGACAGGACGGGCUGAUUACCAGCUGGAGAUUGAAGUGGACUUCUUUGAUCUCGAGCAGUCACGCAACUGCUCAGAGGAUUACCUGGAGGUGAGAAACGGCGGAGGAACGGAUUCCCCGCUGCUUGGACGGUUUUGUGGCAGUGACAUUCCCACUCGGAUUCCCAGCUUCGGUCAUGAGUUAAGGCUUCUCUUCCACACGAAUUCAGCGAUUAGUAGGCGUGGCUUCCGUCUCCGUUGGCGGGGUUUGGCCUUUCGAUGUGGUGGUAGCCUUCGAUCCAGCACGGGAGUCAUAAUUUCACCGAGAUACCCAAACCAUUUUCCCAAAAAUUCUUACUGCGAGUGGGAUAUAAGUGUUCACCAAGGAUCGGGAAUUUCUCUGCUUAUCGAGGACAUGUUUUUAGCGUUGCUCCAGCCCUGCUCAUUCGGUAGUGUAAAUAUUUACUUUGAAAGUCGAGUACGAAACAAGGAGCCAGAUGUGACGCUCUGUAGUCAGCCUGAGGAGGGGGGUCGACUGAUCCAUCUUGAGUCUAGCAGGGCCACAAUAGUCUUCCAAUCCAUUUUGUACCUCCCUCAGAGGGGCUUCCGUAUAUCCUAUACUACCAACUGCGUGCAAAACCUGACAGCCAUAUUUGGAUCUAUAGAAAGUCUGAACUACUUGGAAGCCCAAUGGGAUACCAUACCAAUAAAUUGUAGCUGGACGAUCCGAGCUCCUAAGGGCAAUCACAUUCGUCUGGAAAUAUCCCAUUUGGAUCUUAUGCCAAGUUCCCUGCCUGUAGGACUCUACAUCAUAACUGGUCAGGAGAGCCACGAAAUUAUGACGCCUGGAACGCUUUACACAAAUGCGGAAGUUGUCACCGUUGUCCACAACGUCAGCAGUUUGUAUUUCCAACUAGACUACCGCAUGGAAGGAUGCUUGGAGGAAUUGCACGGUGAGAGCGGUUCUUUUCAGUCUCCAAGCUACCCGAAAAUGUAUCCAAACAACUUGGAGUGCUACUGGCUUAUCAAAGUUGAUUUGAACAGUGCUAUUGAACUUAAUAUAACCGACUUAGAUCUCGAGGAUAGCGUCAACUGCACCAAGGACGCGCUGACAGUGUCCAAUCAUGAAAGUGAAGUUCAGAUCCCAGAACGACAUUGUGGAUCCACAGCCAGGUUGCUUAUCACCAGUUCUGGGCAUAAAAUGCAUGUGCGUUUUUUUUCAGACGGAUCGCACAAUGGUCGAGGCUUCAUGGCUCUUAUCAGGCAGUGAAAAGUGGUGACAUGUGGAGGGAAAUUGUCAGCCCGGAACGGAGUAAUUCAGUCUCCCAACUAUCCGUCGCAUUAUCCAAGUGGCAGCCACUGCGAGUGGCAGGUAGAGGUGUCUGCACACCACCGGAUCGUUUUCGAGUUGCAGGACCUUGCUCUAGAAGAUUCAUCUUCCUGCUACGAGGACUACCUUGAGGCAUUUGACCUCGAGAAACACGACACCGAGGGUCAGUUGCUUUUCAAGUUUUGCAAUAACAAUGAUGAAUUCAAUAUACCGAAGAUGUCAGCAACUAAUCUUGCAUUGGUGCGAUUUAUCAGCAAUUUUUGGUACACAAACAAAGGCUUUCGGCUGCACUUCCAUGAGUCUUGUGGACAGACGGUGGUUAUAGACGACACGGACGUAAAGUACAUCCAUUUAGAGCGCCAGGCGCCGCGAAACGAGACCUGUGUGUGGGUGCUCCAGAGCAAGGAGCCCAGCAAGCUCAUCAUCUUUACGCCCACGGACAUAAAGCUGCGCGACGAAGCCAACACAAUGUAUCCCACAGAGGAGGACUGCUUUGCAGUGGGCGUUAAGAUCUACGAGGGAACAGAAGACACUGGAUCACCACGUCUCCAAUACUGCCGAUUACAUCCACCCGCCUUAAUCUCCAAUGGCCCGGCGCUGACUAUCAGUGUACCUCUGAUGCUGGUGGAGGAAUUCGAGGGUUACUACAUGGUCAUGGACACGGCCUGUGGAAGCGUUUAUUCAGCCUUGUCUGGCCGAUUUAGUUCACCUGACUAUCCCGCCUCGUAUCCGCCGAAUAUUGAAUGCAUCUGGGUUCUGCAGACCAAUCAUGGCAACUCCAUCAGUCUCACCUUGGAGGCAAUGGAUAUCGAGGAAUCGGAGGGUUGUAAUCGGGACUAUCUGGAGGUGCGCGAGGGUUCGGACAAGGGAAACCUAAUUGGGACCUACUGUGGCAAGCAGGUGCCUAUGACCAUUCACUCGCUUAGUUCUAUCUGGAUGAAGUUCAGGAGCGAUGACGUCAAUGUGGGCGAUGGAUUUGUGGCUUCCUACAACUACGAUCGCCACAACUAUUUGAAUGGCACUGAUGGCUUUGUGGAAUCGCCGCACUAUCCCAGCAAGUUCGAGGAUUCCCACUCGUACAGCUGGCUUAUUACCGUGGAUGAGGGAUAUGUGAUAAUAAUAACAGUGCUCAACCUUAGGGAUGUGGACCAACAGUAUUUGUUAUUCUACGAUGGUUAUUCGCCUAAUGAUCCUCCUAUCGAGGUCAUAGAUCCGGAAGAGCCUUUCCGAUCUAGCGCGAAUGCAGUCUACUUUACGGCCAGCAGGGGUCCCUUCCGACUAAGUUGGCAGCGGAUGUCCAAAGAUCCACUUCAGAUCACAGAGAACAUGACCUCUUGUCACCACCAGUUGUUCACAAUCGAUGCCAUGGCCGUCAAUCGACGAGACAUGGUGUUGCAAUCACCAGGCUAUCCAAAUGGCUACGGAAACCUAUUGCGCUGUGCUUGGAGUUUGCUUCCCUCAAUGAAAGCAGAACAUGUGGUUCUUCAGCUGAUUGACGUUGAUCUGGAGGUUUAUAGAAGUGCCGACGAGUGUCUAGCAGAUUACGUGCAAAUCUCCAGCAGUAAGGACCUCAAGACAUGGUCAAAAUUAAGUACGCUGUGCAGUAUGCCCAAUGACGGGAAUGCAACAAUUUUUCACGGUAGGCCGUAUCUCCGAGUGGAUUUUAAGACUGAUGCUUCGCAUAAUAAGACGGGAUUCAAAGCUUCAGUGCGUACGGACUGCGGAUCACAUAUUAUUGCCUCCGAAGGACAUGUCAACGUAAAAGAUUUCCUGGUUCAAUAUAACAUUGGAAUCCAAGAGUGCGUGUGGACCUUGGAAGUGCGGCAAGGCAGGAGAAUCAAAAGUUUUCCCGAAUCGCAGUUCCAGAACCAAGUUGCCGGCAGGAUCGAUAAUUUCCUAGUAGUGCGCAAUGGAAACGAUGAAGAUUCUCCCUUCUUGGGCAUUGGAAAAUACAGCGAGGAUAAUAUACAGGGAGAACUGACAACCGAUUCAAAUAGAGCGUAUUUAAAGGUACAUUACGUAGGUACACCGCGCUUCCUGAUGUCCUUCCGAUUCAGAGAAUGGUCUAACGACUGCUCCACCAGAAUCCAUCUCUCCAAAGUCGAGGACGAGGAGUCCAUCAGUUCACCCUUAUACCCACAACCGCCCCACCCCCACAUCGAAUGCGUGUGGAUUGUGACAGCUCCGCUUCAGCACAGAAUAGUGCUGCACUUCCAGGAUAAAUUCGAUCUGGCCGGAGAGUGCCACCGAGAGUUCGUACAAGUGAACGACGGAUGCACAGAGCUAAGACCGGAGAUUGGUAGCUUCUGCGGAAGUCGAAGCCCGGGCACUAUCUACUCCUCCGGAAAUCAGCUCAGGAUUCGCUAUUACACAGAUACUCCGGAGCCGCAUACGGGCUUCAGAGCCAGUCUGAAACUGGCCCGGUGCGGUGGCUCCUUCCACAGCCCCGUGGGGGUUAUAGAAUCCCCGCCGCGCAAUCUGCUACUCAAGCACGACAAGGAGGACGAGGAGCAGAAGGAAUGUGUUUACACCAUCGAACUGGAACAGUACCAACUUAUCGAGCUGAAAAGCGAAUAUAUACAGCUCCCCGCGAUGGAGAACGGUUACUGUCCCCAGGGAGAAAAUCUAGUGAUCGAGGAGAUGGAUGGCGAGAAGCGCAUUACAAAUAGCAUGAUUGUGUGCGGAGACACUCCGCAACAUCUGGUCACUGAGUCCAACAAGGUUGUUGUCCGGUACCGCUUUCUAGAUAGCGUUCCACCGGCGGACCAGGGCUUCAGCUUCCGCUACAACGCAGUGGGCUCCCGCUGUGACGAGACCAUUAGGGCCAUUCAGGGCGUUCUUCAGACCCCCGGCUACCCACAGGGAACCAAUACUUUUACGCACUGCGUAUGGCGACUGGAGGUUCCGAAAGGCCAGAGAGUACGCCUGGAAAUCGUGGACUUUGACUUGCCCAAAAUGAACAGUAAUGUUAUCACAACCGAAAGUCAUUUCGCGAUAGCCAACGAUCACCAAUUCCAGUCCCUCCUGUGGCGCUAUGACAUUGACAGUGAUCGGCCCUCUUCGAUUGAGUCCUGCGACAACACAAUGGCCAUCAAAGUUUCCCUGCCUUCCAAUGGUCAUCGUGGGUUAAAGCUGCGCUUUAAGGCCUUCGGAACCAGUUGGUGCCCCCGGUUUCAUUUCGAGCAAAACGUGGUUAAUGAGAUGGCCUUCGAGGGUUUCAAUCUCACCCAGCCACUUUACUGCAUCUACGACAUCAAGCCACCGUUAAACAGUACCAUUCUGAUUCAGGUAAGCGACUUAAAAUUAGCUGUACCGAUGUUCAGCUGACACCUUU